GCUUAAAGCGAAUGGCAUUAUUUGUCAAACAUGGAACUGUAUUUUGAAAAUUUAUAGCAACGUAUUUUCCUAGUUUUGAUGCCAUUUUUAAGAAAGCUGGUCAGAAAAGAAUUUUGCUUUUGCAUCUCGCUGACUUCUGGAUGCAUCAUAAUUUCAUUCUACACCUUGUUUUUCGGAUUCCUUAACGCAGGAACCACUGUUGACGAGGUUAUAUACAAAAACACAUCCAAAACUGAUGUAUAUGCGAAAUGGUUUAACGUAUUUCAUAUAGCACUGAUGAUCGCGGCUGCAGUUAUCCUGCUGAUCUCUGUUAUGACGAAAUACUUAAAAAUAGUUUUCGUUUGGAUGGCCAUGUUCAUCAUUCAUAUGAUAUCUUACUACAUCAUCUUCAAUGCUUUGAUAAAUGUUCGCAAUCCGUUCUUUAAAAAGGAAGUGUCUGCAUUUUUUUAUGUCUUGGUGAAUUUAGUGACGUUGGGAAUCGAUUUCUUCUGUUUGCUCAAAGUUUACUCAUAUUAUUAUGUAAAGUCGCAUCCAGAUCAGUUUACACCAGCAUGUGUUGAUAAAUAAGAGAAUGUCUCUAAAAAUUAAAUGAAGAACAGCAAACUGGAUUUUAAGAUGAUAAAACACAAUAACAGUUCGUGGUCUUCACCAUAUGUUCUUCAAGUGAGAGGAAGUCAAAGUGUGGAUAAUGCUUUUACUGUGCUAAUAUGGCAGACUCAAUUUUCUUUAUAAUUUCAUUAGCAUCUUGAUGAGAACUGAAAACGAUUCCACGCGUGCCUGACAAACACGACACACACAUCAAGCUGGAAAUUCUAGGCUAAUGCUAAUGAGGCCAUAAUACAAAUUCCUGAAAUUGUAAUUAUGCAAAAAAGUUAAUACUUCCCACGCCACAAUCAAGCAGAUAUGGCGAAAAAUGAGAAGGUAAUUUCGUUUAAAUUUGGCGCCAACAUAUGGGCGAGCUACACAAAAAUAUUUACUUAAAAGUUCAGCAAUGUAAAUAAAUUACCUAUACGACUUGCGGUUCAUAAAA
Messenger RNA from Drosophila yakuba, 1030 nucleotides. RefSeq lists its product as uncharacterized. The transcript is spliced from 4 exons. The record is from RefSeq and is a predicted model, not a curated record. Bases 79 to 567 code for a protein of 162 amino acids. Lineage: Eukaryota; Metazoa; Arthropoda; Insecta; Diptera; Drosophilidae.